Cuculus canorus (common cuckoo) is the source of this 1786-nucleotide messenger RNA. RefSeq names its product potassium voltage-gated channel modifier subfamily G member 2 (gene KCNG2). The transcript is spliced from 4 exons. Bases 230 to 1786 code for a protein of 518 amino acids. Gene Ontology annotation, molecular function: voltage-gated potassium channel activity; protein binding. Gene Ontology annotation, biological process: potassium ion transmembrane transport; protein homooligomerization. NCBI's taxonomy places the organism in Eukaryota, Metazoa, Chordata, Aves, Cuculiformes, Cuculidae. The record is from RefSeq and is a predicted model, not a curated record. Gene Ontology annotation, cellular component: membrane; voltage-gated potassium channel complex.
CUCCCGGCCCCGGUGCCCCGGCGGCAGGCGGCGGUCCCGGCGCCGCGAUGGAGCGGGGUGCGGCUGCGCUCGUCCCCGGCGGGGAGGCGACAGCGCUGGAGUUCCUGGCAGGGACUCAUAACUGGAAGUCCAGGUUCUACUGAAAUAUAAUUGACUCUCCAGUCAAGGUCUAGAGGUGUUUGUUUGAGUAGCCUCUACCUCCCUAUGGACUUAAUAAAUCUGUCACGAAAUGGCAUUGCUCACUGGGAAUGCUGAUCCUGAGUUCACCUCCUACUCCUUCAAUAACUUGGAAAACCUGUGUGAAGUGCAAACCAAGAAAGGGUUCUUCUACAAAAAGGCCAAACUUCUGCACCCCAGGGAAGACCUGUGCUGCUUAGCCCACCUGGAGGACCGGACCAGGUUUGUGAUCAUCAACGUAGGUGGUAUUAAAUACAAAGUUCCAUGGACCACCUUGGAGAACUGCCCCUUGACCAGGCUUGGGAAGCUAAAAUCUUGCAACAAUUAUGAUGAGAUCAUGAACAUCUGCGAUGAUUAUGAUGUUAGCUGCAAUGAAUUUUUUUUUGACCGUAAUCCUAGUGCCUUCAGGACGAUCAUGACUUUCCUGACAGCUGGGAAGCUGAGGCUUCUCAGGGAGAUGUGCGCUCUUUCUUUUCAGGAGGAGCUUGUGUACUGGGGUAUAGAAGAGGACCACCUGGAGUGGUGCUGUAAAAAGAGAUUGCAACAGAAAGAGGAGGAGGCAGAUGAGUCCAGGCUGUAUGAAGGGGAGAUGAUAUUUAGUGAAACUUCGCGAUGUGCCUUCCAGAACAAUAGCCGAUUGAGUUUGUGCAUGCGAAAGCUCAGGGAUAUGGUGGAGAACCCCCACUCAGGGAUCCCAGGAAAGAUCUUUGCUUGUAUUUCAAUCUCUUUUGUUGCCAUCACCGCAGUCAGCCUCUGCAUCAGUACCAUGCCAGAUGUCAGAGAAGAAGAAGACCGGGGUGAAUGCUCACAGAAGUGCUAUGACAUCUUUGUGCUGGAGACAGUGUGUGUGGCAUGGUUUUCAUUCGAGUUCCUGCUGCGAUCCAUCCAGGCGGAGAACAAGUGUGCUUUCCUAAAAACGCCACUCAACAUCAUCGACAUCCUGGCCAUCUUGCCUUUCUAUAUCUCUCUCAUUGUGGAUAUGGUCUCCACAAAAAACAGCAGCAAGCCAAGCGGGGGAGCUGGGAAUAAGUACCUGGAACGAGUGGGUCUGGUGCUGCGCUUCCUGCGGGCUCUGCGAAUCCUGUAUGUGAUGAGGUUGGCACGGCACUCAUUGGGGCUGCAGACACUGGGGCUCACGGUCCGCCGGUGCACCAGGGAAUUUGGGCUCCUCCUGCUCUUCCUUUGCGUUGCCAUGGCCCUAUUCUCACCCCUGGUGUACUUGGCUGAGAGUGAACUGGGAGCUAAGCAAGAAUUCACAAGCAUCCCCACCAGUUACUGGUGGGCUGUGAUCUCCAUGACAACUGUUGGCUAUGGGGACAUGGUUCCUCGUAGCAUCCCUGGACAGGUGGUAGCCCUGAGCAGUAUCUUGAGUGGGAUUUUGCUGAUGGCUUUCCCAGUCACGUCCAUCUUUCAUACCUUUUCCCGUUCCUACAGUGAGCUGAAGGAGCAGCAGCAACGAGCAGCAAGCAGGCAGAUGCUCCAGCAAGAAGAGAGCACCAAACUCCCAGGUGGUGGCAGUACACAGGGUCUCGUUGUCGCAUUCCCACCAGAUGCUGCUGGGCAGGAGGGACAGCCCAUGGUGGACCAGGAAGCCAAGAGAAAUUGUUGA